This is a messenger RNA of Cryptomeria japonica (Japanese cedar), 1353 nucleotides long. RefSeq names its product receptor-like protein 7. NCBI's taxonomy places the organism in Eukaryota, Viridiplantae, Streptophyta, Pinopsida, Cupressales, Cupressaceae. The record is from RefSeq and is a predicted model, not a curated record. Gene Ontology annotation, molecular function: protein binding. Bases 1 to 1353 code for a protein of 450 amino acids. The transcript has 2 exons.
AUGGACGGUCAAAUUCCACCAUGGAUAUCAACUCAGUUCUCGUUGGAUUCCUUGACAUUAUCUAACAACGGUCUUGCUGGAGAAAUUCCCUCUUGGCUAUGGACUAUGGCUGCUUCCUUUAAUGAGCUAAAUAUCUCACGGAAUCAUCUGCAGGGGCCCCUUUUUCCAUAUGGUCCAAAUUCUCACAUGUUAGUCUUGGAUGUAUCUAACAAUGCAUUAACUGGACAAUUGCCUUCCGUGUGGCCAAUAAUUAAUGGGACAUUUUUGUGGUAUCCUAUUAUAUUGAUGCUCAAUGACAAUUUGUUCACCGGCAACAUUCCUCCAAGCUUGUGCAAUUCAUCUGUAUGGCUGAAGUUAAAUCUUGAAAACAACAAAUUUGAUGGAAUGAUCCCUUGGUGUUUAAUCAAAGAGGGAUCACCGGUUCAAGAAUUAAAUUUAGGAGGACAUCUUCCAAAAUCAAUUGGAAAUCUUUCGUCUCUUGAAGUGCUGGUGAUGAAGGCCAAUCAGUUCAGUGGUAACAUUCUUUCAGAAAUUGGCGACCUGAAGCAGCUCCAGAUCUUAGACCUUUCCUCCAACAACUUAUCAGGCUCUAUUCCACACAACAUUGUAUUUUUACAAGCGAUGGCUGUAGCAAGAGAGGAUGGCUAUGUGUUGCAGAUUGAAGCGAACUAUGGGGUCAAUGGAAUCACGGUAUCUUCUCUUGGCGGAUUGGACAUGAAUUCCAAAGGUACAGAACUAUACUACCCAUAUAUUCUUUCCACACUCACUCGCAUAGAUCUCUCCAACAAUCAGUUGAAUGGAGAUGUUCCUCUUGAUUUUGGAAAGUUGAAGGGCUUGAGGUUUCUGAAUUUGUCCAUGAACAAUCUUAGUGGGAUUAUUCCACCUAGUUUGGGGGAUAUGAGUCAACUUGAAUCUUUGGACCUUUCUUCAAACAAUCUUUCAGGAAAUAUUCCUUCAGAGUUUCAAUCUUUAAGCUAUUUGGGAUAUUUGAAUUUGUCUAGCAACAAUCUAUCUGGAAGUAUACCACAAGGAGGACAGAUGAUCACAUUUGAAAAUACAUCAUAUUCUGGAAAUCCAAGUUUGCAGGGAUGCCCACUUCCAAAGAAUUGCUUUUGGCCUAAAUUUGCACCUCCUCCUCCUGUUAGUGAUGGCGAAGAUAAAGAUGAAGAGGAGAGCGGGCAAAUGCCCUGGUAUGAAAUUGGACUAGGAUGGUCAUAUGGAGCAGGUUUUUUGAGUGUAGUAGUGUUAUUACUUUUAGUAGGAGAGAGGUGGAGAAAGAAAUAUUUCAAGGGCAUUGAUAAUAUUUUGGAGUUUAUGUUUCCUUUCCUACGUAAUAGGAGAUUUCUCCACUAG